Messenger RNA from Raphanus sativus (radish), 1808 nucleotides. Its product is annotated as F-box protein At1g30790-like. The transcript has 2 exons. Bases 95 to 1417 code for a protein of 440 amino acids. Gene Ontology annotation, molecular function: protein binding. The record is from RefSeq and is a predicted model, not a curated record. Lineage: Eukaryota; Viridiplantae; Streptophyta; Magnoliopsida; Brassicales; Brassicaceae.
UCUGAGUUCUCAGAAAAGGAAACUCCUUUGCCUUUAUAUCGAUCUAAGAUCUAUCAAUCGACUCGAAUUAAGGGUUUCGUCGGGAGCCUCCAUUAUGAAAGGCAAGGAACAUGAGAAGGGCAGCCGAAGUAUCUUGGAGCCGAUUCCUCUAGAUCUGAAGAAGAAGAUGGAUCGACUGACUAGAUCGCCUGCAAAGAGUGACCAAAAAGAAAUCUGUGACUCAAGGGACAAAGGCGUUGGAAGCGACAAGAGCCGCCCAGGUAAGAAGCUACAAGUCAUCCUCCCUUACGAUAUGGAGGUGGAGACACUGAUUAGAUUGCCUGGAAAGUCGCUUAUGAGGUUCCUAUGCGUGUCCAAGACUUGGUCUUCCCUCAUCCGAAGCCAGAGAUUCGUGGCUUCUUACUACGCUGCCAAGCCGCCCCGUUUUACAGUCACUUUCACCAACAGUGUAUUUAGUGAACCCAAGCGUCUCUUCAUCUUCUCGGGAGAGGAAGAGGUAACUUCUUCUUCUUCUUCUUUGGUUGCCAAUCUAGACAUGACAAUACCCUCAGUGACCAUGCCUUUCGGCGGCUACAAGUAUUCUUCCGUCCAUGGCUUUAUGGCUGUUAAUGAUAGGUUAAAGUUCAUUAUAUGUAACCCUAGCACCGGGCAAGUCAUUACCUUUCACUGCAAGGCAACGGACACAUGCUUGGGAUAUGAUCCUGUUGGUGAUCAAUUCAAAGCAUUGACCCUGUUGACAUCUACGUAUGCUCAUAACCCUAGUUUCAUGGUGCACGAGGUUAAAAGACUUGGAAGAGGAGGAAUAGUAUCUCGUACCCAAGUUACCUCCCCGCCUUAUCACCCAAUAACUAGGGGACGAUGCAUCAAUGGUUUCAUGUAUUACGGUGCUUCUGUUCCAGCAGAGACUCCUCCUACUCCUGUGUUUGUGUGCUUUGAUGUUAGAUAUGAGACGAUGCUAAGUUUCAUCGCAACGCCUCAGGAGGUCCUGUUAUGGCAGGCUUUUACAUCAUUGAUUGAUUACAAAGGGAAGCUAGCUGUCGUUGUACCAAUCUGUCAGCGAACUGGUUUGUCUUUCGACCGUUUUAAUCUAUGGAUACUGGAGGAUGUGACCAAACAGGAGUGGUCCAAACAAACAUUUGAGCUUCCCUUGUCUCUUCCCUUCAAUAUUGGGAUGGGUAAGCGUAUGAUUUCCCAAGGAACCAACAAGGCUGGUGAAAUCAUUUUCUCCCCAGCAACUCUGCCAGACCGUGCCCAGCCCUUUUAUGUUUUCUACUUCAACCCUGUCACCAAGAGCAUGAGAAGAGUCAGGAUCCACGGAGUCGCUGAUACUGAAGAGUUCUGGAGCCGUUAUGGACUCACUGGCAUUUGUGCCGCCUCUUUCUCGCCCCAUCACGUUGAUAGUAUUGCGUUUUUAUAAAUUGACUCGCAUCUGUUGAUGGUCUUUUUUCCUUUUGGGAACUGGUUAUUCUUUCGACCAUUUUGAUCUUUGGAUUCUGGAGGAUGUGACGAAACAUGAGUGGUCCAGACAAUCAUUUCAGCUUCCCUUCGCUUUUGGGAGUGGUCAGCGUAUGAUUUCCCAAGGAACCAACAAGGCCGGUGAAAUCAUUUUCUCCCCAACAUCUCUGCCAGGCCCUGCCCAGCCCAGCCCUUCUUUGUUUUCUACUUCAACCCAGACACGAAAAAAAUGAGAAGAGUCAGUAUCCACGGAGUCGCUGAUACUGAAGCGUUCUGGAGCCGUUAUGGACUCAAAAGGCAUUUGUCACGUCUCUUUCUCUCCCCAACACGCUGAUAGUAUUGCUUUUUUAUAA